Messenger RNA from Nematostella vectensis (starlet sea anemone), 3692 nucleotides. Its product is annotated as long-chain-fatty-acid--CoA ligase ACSBG2. The record is from RefSeq and is a predicted model, not a curated record. The coding region runs from base 329 to 2530 and encodes 733 amino acids. The transcript is spliced from 18 exons. Gene Ontology annotation, molecular function: long-chain fatty acid-CoA ligase activity. Lineage: Eukaryota; Metazoa; Cnidaria; Anthozoa; Actiniaria; Edwardsiidae. Gene Ontology annotation, cellular component: endoplasmic reticulum; membrane.
AUUUUGUCAACAAAUCUUGAAUCAUUCAUACGAUUUUCCCUGGGCCUGCUAGCAAAAUAACGUCUUUUGUCAAAUAAUCGAUGAGACUAUAGCGAAAGUAGUCUCAGUUUUCGUGUUUUUGCUUAAUCGUGACUUAGGUUAAUAUUCAAUCGCCGCAACACGAAUCCUCUGACCAAAGUACGUUUGAAACUCAUUCUUGCGUGAACCAUUGACGACCACGUUUUCUUUGGAGCAGGUCUCGCGGUUUAGAGUUUCGUUUCUUGUCGGGGCAGGAAGCGAUUUGAUACUGCGAAAUCACCAGGCAUUGACCUAGCGUUAAAGCACUGUUAUGGCUCAGCUCUUAGGAAUAACUCCUCUUGACGAAACCACCGGCAACCCGAAGAGUGGAGUUAGCCUCACUCAAAUUACUAUGGCAGAGAAGCCUGCCGAUAACAACAAACACCAAAAUGGACACCUAAACUCGAAUGAUCUUCCUCAUACAGGAGAAAAUGGUCAGAACGGAAUUAAUGGACACGCGGAGAUCGACAAGAGUGCUGGACAAACUAAUAGGACUACCUUAUCGAUGAAAAAUACGCAAGAAAAAACUGCCAAGAACCUUGCUCCGGCUAACGACUUUUGGACCACGGAAGCCGAUGGCGCAGUUAAAAUCAGAAUGGGAGAGAGUGAUGCAACGAAAGGGGAACCUAUGACCGUAGUUGAUCUGCUAGAGAGAACUGUAAAACGGUCUCCGAAUAGAAUUGCGAUGGGAGUAAAGCGAAACGAUCAAUGGCAGCAUUGGACUUAUAGCGAGUAUUACGAAGAAGUUCGUAUCGCUGCCAAAAGCUUCAUCGAGCUUGGACUGGAGCAAUACCACGGAGUCGGCAUCAUAGGGUUCAACUCACCGGAAUGGUUCAUUUCCGAAAUUGGGGCGAUAUUCGCAGGGGGUUUUGCUGUAGGAAUCUACACAACAAAUUCCCCUGAGGCCUGCCACUUUGUAGCUGACAACUGCAAUGCUAACGUUAUUGUUGUGGAGAAUAAAGCACAACUUAGCAAAAUCCUGAAGGUAUGGGACCGGCUACCCCACCUAAAGGCUGUGGUGCAGUACACUGGAGAGGUGGAAGGAAAGCAUGAGAAUGUCUACAAUUGGAAUCAGUUCCUUGAGCUUGGGAAAACAGUUGCUGAUAGGGUUUUGCAGGAGAGGAUGAGUCAACUUGUGGCGAACCGCUGCUGCACCCUUAUAUACACUAGUGGAACAACUGGUGCUCCGAAAGGUGUCAUGAUUUCUCAUGACAAUAUUACCUGGACUGCCCAAGCGGCUCUCAAUCAUGUUCAGGCCGGCAAAAGGGAGGAGCAUAUUGUGAGCUAUUUGCCGCUCAGCCAUGUCGCAGCACAGAUGACUGAUAUAUACAUGAGCAUGUACUGCUGUGGAACUGUAUGGUUUGCGCAGCCUGAUGCCCUCAAGGGUUCCUUGGUAAACACUCUUCGAGAAUGUAGGCCGACACUAUUUCUUGGUGUACCACGGGUGUGGGAAAAAAUCAUGGAGAAGAUGCUAGAGGUGGGGGCAACAGUUACAGGACCCAAGCGCAGGAUUGCCGACUGGGCAAAGGGCAAGGCACUUCAAGGAAACAUGAAUAUUGAGCAGGGGAGAUCGACACCUUUUGGGUGGACCAUUGCCACAGGAAUCCUGAAAAAGAUCAAAGUUUCUCUUGGGCUUGAUCGUUGUUGGGGACAGUUUGUAGCCGCAGCCCCAGUUACCAUGGAAACACUUUGCUACUUCCAGAGUAUCAAUAUCCCCCUGUAUGAGUUGUAUGGGAUGAGUGAGUGCUCUGGACCUCUGACCAUCUCUAUUCCUGGACAUGUCUUGUCUGGCAGCUGUGGCAUUAAGAUGGAAGGAACUGAAAUGAAAAUUGAUAAACCAGAUGAAGAUGGCAAUGGGGAGUUAUGCAUGAGGGGUCGCAAUGUGUUCAUGGGAUUCCUGAAUAACGAAGAAAAGACCAAGGAAGCCCUUGACGUCGAUGGAUGGCUUCACUCUGGGGACGUCUGUAAGAUCGAUGAUAAGGGAAAACUGUUCAUCACAGGGAGAAUAAAAGAACUAAUCAUAACUGCCGGGGGAGAGAACAUCGCGCCCGUGCCCAUCGAAGACAACAUCAAGAAAGAGGUCCCGCUCAUUAGCAACGCCAUCCUGAUCGGCGACAAAAGGAAAUUCCUGUCAUGUCUGUUGACGCUCAAGGUUGAGGUCGAGGCUGACACAGGUGCCCCAACAGACCGACUGACCAAAGCAGCCAUUGCUUUCUGCAAAUCAGUCGGCAGCGAAGCCACCACAGUCUCCGAGAUCCUCAAAACUAAAGAUGAGAAUGUGAUGAAGGCGAUACAGGCGGGCGUCGACAGAGCUAACGAGGAAGCAAUAUCCAGAGCACAAAAGGUCCAAAAGUGGUGUAUCCUUGAGAAUGAUUUCACGAUUCACGGCGGAGAGCUGGGUCCAACAAUGAAGCUAAGAAGACCCAUUGUGAGUAAAAUGUACAAAGACACAAUCGACGCGUUGUACAAAUAGAUAUACAGCCGCAACGAACGCGAGGGCAAGGCAGCAAGGAAGGCAAAUCAAUUAGGAAAACACCUAGUAGCUGCCAUAACACUUCUACGCGGACCUGGACCCUGUGCGGGAUGUAGGAUAUCCUAACACGAAUGCCCUAAAAUCUGCACAAAAAUGUCAAUGUUGUGUAGUAAUUUAAAAUUCAGCAAAACUUCACAACACCCUACAACAUAAAAUUCGUUUAUUGUAUUAAUGCCUCAUCCUUUUUAGGAAUUAAGGUGUGGAAUUCUUUUGUAGAUCAAUUGUGGCAGGGCAUGUUUAUCGAGCCGUUUAUGGGUAGUAAGUUUGUAUAAGUUUGGUAUUAUAUUAUUUUUUUAGUAACUCACUAACCUCGAAGAAGGUCUGGAUUAAAAUGCCCAAAUCGCGGCAGAAAUUAUCUCAUCUUUGUUAAAAUUAUUUAAGAAAGUUUUUUUUUUAUACCAGAGUUAAUUUUUUCAAGUUUGUGCAAUUUGGUUUGCUGGCGUCUUUAAAAAAAAUAGUAUGGAAAUACGAUUAAAAAAGAAAUACCUGAAACCAGUGAAGUCCAAGGCGUUCUUACCCGGAUUUCCUAGCGGGCUUCUGGUGGUUGGUUAGACUUGUAACGUCAUGGGAAACAGCUCCCCCCAGACCCCAGGCUGCCUCACGGUAUAACUCCAAGGACAGGGAACCCGGUUAGAACUUCUGGGACUAAGCUGGUGUGAACCAAAUCCUCAAAUUGAUUACAUAAAUUAUACGUAGGUGUAUUUAAUGCAAGCGAACGGCUUUUGGUGGCUUUUUGUACGUGUUAUAAAGCGCAUCCGAUAUUUAGUAAUUUAGUGAUAGCUGAUUACUAGUAGUGAUAUUACAGAUUUUUUUUUUAAUUAAAAACGAGAAAAAUUCUUUAAAAUAGAAUGGGAUUCUUUUUUCGAAUAGACGUCAGGCACAGGCUUACACAAACUCGGCUUCCCUAGGUUUGCACCGACAUGGUUUCCCUAUGUUGACACUCACUUGGCUUCCCUAUAGAUUUGCAAGUAAAGUUCCGAGUUCUUUCAUUGUAUUAUGUAGAUCCUCCGAGCACAAAUCAUCAUUUGUAAAUAUAGCCCGUGUUAGCCCAUGUAUUUGUUUCCACCAUGCGUGAAUCAUUCAAUAAAUUUGAUUAAUUAUA